UAAGAAAAGGAAUGUCAUAAUUCAGCCACAAGUAAGGGGUCCCAUGGAUGCUCAUGUGAGACGGACACCUGAACAAGUGGUUGCUGAUAGGAGGCUUAAAGGCCGUAACCAAACUACAAUAGAGAACCGGAUGAGAUCAGCUGAAGAGAAAAAGAGAGUUGAUAAUCAUAUUGUCGAUUGGCUUUAUGAGUGUGGGAUUCCAUUUAAUGCACUAAAGUCAAGAAGCUUUGAAGUGAUGAUUGAAUCCGUUGCACAAUAUGGGUCAGGAAAUAAGCCCCCUACUUAUCAUGAAGCGAGGGUGCCUUUGUUAAAGUCAGCAAAGGAGAGAACUGCAGAGAUGAAAAAGACCUAUGAAGGGUAUUGGAAGCAGUUUGGAUGUACACUCAUGUCUGAUGGGUGGAGAGAUAAAAAGGGAAGACAUUUGAUCAACUUCCUUGUCAACUGUCCGGAGGGGACUUAUUUUAUGGGUUCUGUUGAUGCAUCAAGUUAUGUACAAGAUGCAAAUACCUUGUUUCAAUUACUUGAUAGCAAGGUAGAAGAAAUUGGGGAAGAAUAUGUUGUGCAAGUUGUUACAGAUAAUGCUACCAAUUAUAAAGCAGCUGGUGCAUUGUUGAUGAAGAAGAGGACAAGGCUCUAUUAGACUCCUUGUGCAGCCCACUGCAUUGAUCUUAUGUUGGAAGAUAUUGGUAACUU
Messenger RNA from Telopea speciosissima, 693 nucleotides. RefSeq lists its product as uncharacterized. The record is from RefSeq and is a predicted model, not a curated record. NCBI's taxonomy places the organism in Eukaryota, Viridiplantae, Streptophyta, Magnoliopsida, Proteales, Proteaceae. The transcript is spliced from 2 exons. The coding region runs from base 44 to 640 and encodes 198 amino acids.